AUGUACGCUCAGCCGCAGCCUCACCUACCGCCACCAGCCGGAUCCUACCACAGCGGACCUCCGCCAGCAAAGAAGCCCCCCGGGAAUGGCCCAAUCAUCACCAGAUAUCCACCUCCUCCAGGUUACAGAGGUCCGGCCCAACCCCAGGCACCACCACUCGGGCACUUCGGGCAGCAACCAGGAUAUGGCUACCAACAACCCGCUCACCUAGGAUAUCACCAACAAUAUCAGCCUCGCUAUCAAGCCAUUCCGCCACAUCAGCUGCCUCAAGGCAACUACUAUCCACAACCACAGCACGCCUGUCCGACUCCUGUAGCCACACCCCAAAGCGCGCCUCCAGGAUCUUGGCAUCAGCCGCCGUCGACCAGGGGUCUGCAUCGCCACAACUCUGCUCCUUCUUAUGCUGCCCAGCCCGUACUGGAUGGCAACGGUGACCCACUGCCACCUCCGGACAUGGUAUCGGACACAAGCAAUGGACUCGAGGAGGACUUUGAUGGCGAGUGCUACUUCGCGCGGCAUCCGGAAGAUAUCGAGGAGCACCUGAGCCUUGGUAUCAUUGAGUGGAAGCCACCUUUACCUACCAAGCGUGCGUUGGCGUCCACGUACCAAGAAGCUGAGCUCGAAGCGCUCGCAUCACGUCCGCUCCAAGCCAGUGAUGACGAAUCGGUCUCGGAGUUCUUCACAAAGUCCAGACGAGAAGAGUCCCUGCUCAGUGUCAGGCAGACGGAUGUCUGGGAAGAGGUCAAAGAUAGUCUGAUCUUUCGCGAAUUUGCCGCCGUCUGCUCGCGGAUCACCAGUCUGUCGGAAAUGCUUGAUCAGUACAAGAUUCGCUUUGACGAGAAGUGGGCCACUGGAGAUCGCCGCAGUCCAACGCCUUCUCUAACCAGAGAGUCCACCCCAGCAAAUGAUGUCGACAUGGAUACAUAUAGUCGUCAGCCACUGGCAUCAAGCAACAAUACCAUCCUCAACAACUUCGAGCAAGCGCUGCGUUCCCGAAGCCGAGAGCCAUCCCAGCACCGCGAACGACAUUCCCGAACCAACUCCGUCUGUUCAACAACAUCGCAUCAUACCGGAAAGAUAACACGGCCAAUACCCUUACCUCCGAUUCAUGAUCCAACACAAGAAGACAUCCUCGCAGCACUGGGAGUCACGGGCUCUCCCAAGCUAGUCUACCAGACUCCUGGGCCAGCGUAUGGACCAGCGCCAACGACCGCGAAGAGGCCGCACAGCCGUGCAGGAUCUGUCCACAGCGCAAACGGAAUGCUGCAGCCGCCUGUCCAGCCUCCAUUGAAAAUUCAUGGUUACCAUGAAGCAGAUUACGAUGCAGAACCAGAUGAUCAGGCGACACCACGGCCGAAGCUCAAUCGCUUUGACAGCAGCAGGAAGCGCAGCUAUGCGGACUCUAUCGCUGGCGCGAUCGAGGAAUGCGAUGAGGAGGACGAUGAGACUACGCCCAAGCAGCGCAAGAAGCAGGCUCGUGUUGAUGGACGUGGUGGCUAG
Molecule: messenger RNA, 1500 nt
Organism: Fulvia fulva
Lineage: Eukaryota; Fungi; Ascomycota; Dothideomycetes; Mycosphaerellales; Mycosphaerellaceae
Exons: 2
Coding region: 1-1500 (499 amino acids)
Source: RefSeq, a predicted model, not a curated record